CCACGUAACUUAGGCUCCUGUGGCGCCAAAAUGUCGCUCGUAGCGGGGGUUAUUCGGCGGUUGGACGAGACAGUGGUGAACCGCAUCGCGGCAGGGGAAGUUAUUCAGCGGCCGGCUAAUGCCAUCAAGGAGAUGAUUGAGAACUGUUUAGAUGCAAAAUCCACCAGUAUCCAAGUGGUUGUUAAAGAGGGAGGCCUCAAACUGAUUCAGAUCCAAGACAAUGGCACUGGGAUCAGGAAAGAAGAUCUGGAUAUUGUGUGUGAGAGGUUCACUACAAGUAAACUGCAGUCCUUUGAGGAUUUAGCUAGUAUUUCUACCUAUGGCUUUCGGGGUGAGGCUUUGGCCAGCAUCAGCCACGUGGCUCAUGUUACUAUUACAACCAAAACAGCUGAUGCAAAGUGCGCCUACAGAGCAAAUUAUUCAGAUGGAAAGCUGAAAGCUCCUCCUAAACCAUGUGCAGGCAAUCAGGGGACCCAGAUCACGGUGGAGGACCUUUUUUACAACAUAUCCACGAGGAGGAAAGCUUUAAAAAAUCCAAGUGAAGAAUAUGGGAAAAUAUUGGAAGUUGUUGGCAGGUAUUCAAUACACAAUUCAGGCAUUAGUUUCUCAGUUAAAAAACAAGGUGAGACCGUAGCUGACGUUAGGACACUGCCCAGUGCCACAAGAGUGGACAAUAUUCGCUCCAUCUUUGGAAAUGCUGUUAGCCGAGAACUGAUAGAAGUUGGGUGUGAGGAUAAAACCCUAGCCUUCAAAAUGAAUGGCUACAUAUCCAAUGCAAAUUACUCGGUGAAGAAGUGCAUCUUCUUACUCUUCAUCAACCAUCGUCUGGUAGAGUCAGCUUCCUUAAGAAAAGCCAUUGAAACAGUGUAUGCAGCAUAUUUGCCCAAAAACACACACCCAUUUCUGUACCUCAGCUUAGAGAUCAGCCCCCAGAACGUGGAUGUCAAUGUACACCCCACAAAGCAUGAAGUUCACUUCCUGCACGAGGACAGCAUCCUGGAGCGGGUGCAGCAGCACAUUGAGAGCAAGCUCCUGGGCUCCAACUCCUCCAGGAUGUACUUCACCCAGACUUUACUACCAGGUCUUGCUGGCUCCUCUGUGGAGGUGGUUAAAUCCACAACGGGUGUGACCCCCUCAUCUACUGGAAGUGGCGACAAGGUCUACGCCCACCAGAUGGUCCGCACAGAUUCACGGGAACAGAAGCUCGAUGCCUUUCUGCAGCCCAUGAGCAAGGCUCUGUCCAGUCAGCCUCAGGCCAUUGUCCCAGAAGACAGGACUGAUGCUUCCAGUGGUGGGGCUGGGCAGCAAGAUGAGGAAAUGCUUGAACUCCCAGAGCCUGCUCAAGUGGCUGCCACAAAUCAGGGCACAGAGGUGGAUGUGACAGAGGGGACCUCGGAAAUGUCAGAGAAGAGAGGUCCCUCUUCCAGCCCAGGCAACCCCAGAAAGAGGCCUCGGGAAAGCUCUGAUGUGGAAAUGGUGGAAGAUGAUUCCCGAAAGGAAAUGACAGCAGCGUGUACCCCUCGGCGCAGGAUCAUCAACCUCACCAGUGUGCUGAGCCUCCAGGAAGAAAUUAACGAGCGGGGACAUGAGACGCUCCGAGAGAUGCUGCAUAACCACUCCUUUGUGGGCUGCGUGAAUCCGCAGUGGGCCUUGGCACAGCAUCAGACCAAGUUAUACCUUCUCAACACCACCAAACUGAGUGAAGAACUGUUCUACCAGAUACUCAUUUAUGAUUUUGCCAAUUUUGGUGUUCUGAGACUCUCGCACCCGCUGUUUGACCUGGCCAUGCUCGCCUUGGAUAGUCCUGAGAGUGGUUGGACGGAGGAAGAUGGUCCCAAAGAAGGACUUGCUGAGUACAUUGUUGAGUUUCUGAAGAAGAAGGCUGAGAUGCUUGCAGACUAUUUCUCUUUGGAAAUCGAUGAGGAGGGGAACCUGAUUGGAUUACCCCUGCUGAUCGACAACUACGUGCCCCCUUUGGAGGGUCUGCCUAUCUUCAUUCUUCGACUAGCCACAGAGGUGAACUGGGAUGAAGAGAAGGAAUGUUUUGAAAGCCUCAGUAAAGAAUGUGCUAUGUUUUACUCCAUUCGGAAGCAGUAUAUAUCUGAGGAGUCAACCCUCUCAGGCCAGCAGAGUGAAGUGUCUGGCUCCUCUGCAAAGCCCUGGAAGUGGACUGUGGAACACAUCGUCUAUAAAGCCUUCCGCUCACAUCUUCUGCCUCCCAAACAUUUCACAGAAGAUGGAAAUAUCCUACAGCUUGCUAACCUGCCCGAUCUGUACAAAGUCUUCGAGCGGUGUUAACCACGCUCACUUGCAGACUGAGCGGUGCGGUUCUUGCACGGUGUCCUCACAAGGGUAGGUCUUAUGGAUGAAGACUCCCGUUUGCCCUCUAACUAGGAGCACUCUUUCACGCUUGGUGGAUCAACCAGAAAUAAAUUGUCAGAUGUGUCCUAACAUGAUUUCUUAUUUAACUUCACUAUACUUGAAAGGUUUUCUCGGUCCAUUUUCACCUACAGUAUACCUGAUUGGGUUGAAGAAUCCAAAACUGGUUUGAAAGCCGUCUGGGCAUCUGGUAAGAAUUCUAAGAAGGCCUUGAAGAUUUUAUAAAUCUUGCUUUGGUUUGAUUCUUUGUGUAUUCUGGUAAAUUUCUAAUAUCAACUGAUACAGAUUACGUUGGUUCACAUGCCUUGGAAAAGAGGUCCCGAACAUGUAAGAGGCUCUGGUGACACUGAGUAUGGAGAAAGCUGAAUUGAUAAUCUGUUACUACUGUAUGUAACCAAAGCUAAUUAAUUUGUAAUGAAAAAAAAAAACUUGAGAGAAGGCAGCGGUCCUGAUGGAGUCUAUAACUGGUGUGCACUUUAAGUGAGCCCCCUUUGUUAAUGGAUCUGAAUCCUACCAGCUUAAGAUAAAAUUCUAGUUAUUCUUGUCUGAAGGAUGACCUAAAAACACAAACUUAAGCUGUACAUGCCAAUACAAUAAGCUGCCUUAACAGAAAUGUGCAGUGAGCAUGGGGAGGAAGAACGCCUACAGUACUGAGGUAAAAUCCAGAUUACAAGACUCAGUGAAGAACAUUCCAUGGGAAAGAACAGGGAACUUUACCUAAUGAAGACAUGAAGCCAUUCCCUUUGGAAGAGAAUGGGACAACAGAAGAGACAAAUUUGUUGUUCCACAAAAAGGGUGAGGUCAGGUUCUACCACAUAGAACUUCCAAAAAGUCAACAGGCCGGCUCAGCAGUGGGGCUCAGUGAGCCCAGCAGGGCACAGGCUGAGCAGCCCAGCUGUGGGGCUCCAGGACCUCGCUGCCUCAGCCCUCUCCCGCAGCUCCCGCACGGGUGAUUGCUGCUGUGACUAGAGAAAAUUUAUAGGAGAUUAGGAAAUCCCCUCCAUCCAGGACAGUGGUUUCCAUAUUUUAAAAAUAAGCUCAUUGCUCUGAAGAAGGAGGUAAUUCGUAGAGAUUUUCUUCACAUUCAAGUUAGCUUUAGUAUCUAGUUUAAAGUCUAAACUUUCAGUUUCUCUCACGUGCCUUUAAUUCAUUAGACUUCCCCCAGCAUUUGUUCUGAAGAUACAGCUGCCAUCUCCAUAAAACCACCUCGAUUCUGAGGGCAAAAGAGGAUCACAAAUCCUGAAGAGUGGCCGUACUAGAUGAUAAAAGCCCCUUGAACCGGGUGCCUUUACAGAUGAAACUGAACUUCUUAAAAAGCCGUAUAUUCCAGAUCAUUCUCCUUGUGGAGGAGAGAAAAGAAGAGGGGGCAAGAGGGGUGGGUAUGGCUGCCUUGAGGUGUUUUAAAGGCUCCUCCAACAAAAAUGAAUGUGUCAGUAGCCAGCUGUGGUCAGCAAGAGGGUGCGUUUAAUAGAGUCUUCAGGCCGGCCUCCCCCCUUCCUGCCCCCCCCCCACCGGGCUCGUCUGAGGUUUCUUCCAUAAUCAGCAGCAGAUGAGAUACUUUACAUGAGAUACAGCACAGUUGAUGUUGAAGACAAACGGCCCUACUCUUACUUUAAGAGUGUGAGGCUUUGGACUUUCCCGGCCACAUGCAAUAAAGCAAGUUUUAUAUACACUCCCCAUAUCUUUUUCUAACAUUUUCUUAUAUAAAUUUAAAUAUUUUACAAAAAAAGGCUUUUUACUCCAAACAUAGAAAUUUGAGUGAAACAUAUAUUCCCCACCUGUGAACUUGUUUCUUCACUAAAAUAUAAAUGCUAUCUGAUAUUAAGGGUAAGUGUCUUUUGAGUGCUGGAGAUGACUGACGUCUGAAUUGCACCAUGGAGAAGGCACUUGUGUUUUCCGAGGUCUCCAGCCAAGUUAUCUCAUUGGGCACUCACAGAGUCGCUGUCCUCCGGAACCCGUGCCAAGGCCUCUGAGUGCCCAGUCACUGAGGCAGCUGGGGAAAAAUGGUGAGUAAACUUGAUUCUAAAAUUAUGUAAAUAAAAAAUAAAAACAGCAUGGACCAGUUCUUAGUCUAGAAUCAAACUACAAACGAAAUCCAAAGUGUUCAUUCAUGAAGAUUCAAACCUUUUUCAUUCUCUCAUAAAUUAUAAAAUACAAAGGUGGCUAUUUUAAUGACAAAACUCAAACAGUACUGAAGGGGGUCUGUGUCAAUGGACAAAAAGUCAGUCCCUCUGGGAGGGGCCCCAGGAGCAGCACCCGAACUGGACAGUGGCCUCCUACUGCUGGGCCAGAAGUGCUGUCCUGUUGGCCUUCAUCUUCUCCAGCCGCUUGGCCAGGUGGCUGUUGGUCAUCUCCAUCUCUUCAAUCUUGUCCAGUGCUGUUCGUAACUGCAGACAGGGAGAGCCCAGUCACCUCAUGGUCACACAUGAACCCCACUGCCACUUGAGUCAUCUCCCCCCACCCCCGGGAAAUGGAAGCAUUGCCAGCUCGGCCUUGCAUUGCACCCCGCGGCCUUGUCUCUUCCGCCAGCUGGCGGUGCCGAACAGGGACACUGAGCCUCCGUCCCAGAAAGGACAGACAACGGGUGGGGAAACAGACUGGCUCUACAACAAAAGGGAGACCUAUCCUUUCUCUAGUCUCUAACUGACCAAAACCUAAAAGUAAAUGGCCGUCACUGCGCAGGUCAAAAACCAACACUGAAGAGUAAGAGACUCCAUUGCUGUUGCCUUAAGACUGGACCCAGGAUCCAAUUCCUUAUGGAGUGAAGGAUCUUUUCUUUGUAGGAAAGUGAGCAAGCAAAAGCAGGUACCUCUCGCUGUAGCUUCCUCUUUUCUGCCUUCAGUUCGUCUUCCACUUUCUCAGCGUUCUCCGCGGCGGUCUUGUACCUCAGCACCUGGCCCUCGAGCCGGCUGAUCUGUCAACAAGAGAACACGGGCCUCUGCUUAUGGGCACCAGGAGCCCCGUUCUCGCAGCCACAUGGAAACACAGUGUCAUUACAAAUCCCAAGUCACCCCUCACAGUGAGUCAUACGGCCUUUCAGAACCCGACAGCUAUUUAUAGAGCAAGAAAUGUCCCUGGAGAGGAUUACAGCUGGAGAGUCAUUAUAGAGCCAAUUUCCCAUGUUAAGUUUAUGGUGAACAUACUGUUAAAGUGCCAAAGUUACAUGACAGGACAAGACUCACUAAAUGGAAAAGCUUUUAGACUCUCUAGAAUAUACAAUAAGGGAUUUUCAAACUACAGUCUUCCUGAAGUCUCUUGAAAUACCUGGAAAAAAACCAGAAUUAUAGCUAUUGUCUUCUACGUUUUACAGCUAACAGAAGGCUUAAGUGUCCUGCCAGGUUCUCUCUGCUGGCUUUUCUACUUGACCCCACUGUAGAGGCAGCCCAAAGAAACCAGGGUGCUCCUGGAGUUAGCCACUCAGAUGCAGGAAGUUUCGAAGGGAGUGUAAAUCACUUGGUAGCACACUGAAGAAGUACUUACAUUCUGCUCCAACGUGGUUAUAUCCUGUUCUGCCUUUGAAAGCUUAAAUUUAUAAUCACUAAUUUGUCUAUUGG
Ailuropoda melanoleuca (giant panda) is the source of this 5933-nucleotide messenger RNA. RefSeq names its product mutL homolog 1 (gene MLH1). Gene Ontology annotation, biological process: mismatch repair; somatic hypermutation of immunoglobulin genes. Gene Ontology annotation, molecular function: mismatched DNA binding; ATP binding; ATP-dependent DNA damage sensor activity. The coding region runs from base 31 to 2298 and encodes 755 amino acids. Lineage: Eukaryota; Metazoa; Chordata; Mammalia; Carnivora; Ursidae. The record is from RefSeq and is a predicted model, not a curated record. Gene Ontology annotation, cellular component: MutLalpha complex. The transcript has 19 exons.